This is a messenger RNA of Hemiscyllium ocellatum (epaulette shark), 3241 nucleotides long. RefSeq names its product inositol polyphosphate-5-phosphatase B (gene inpp5b). Gene Ontology annotation, cellular component: cytosol; membrane. Gene Ontology annotation, molecular function: phosphatidylinositol-4,5-bisphosphate 5-phosphatase activity; inositol-1,4,5-trisphosphate 5-phosphatase activity. The record is from RefSeq and is a predicted model, not a curated record. The coding region runs from base 373 to 3174 and encodes 933 amino acids. NCBI's taxonomy places the organism in Eukaryota, Metazoa, Chordata, Chondrichthyes, Orectolobiformes, Hemiscylliidae. The transcript is spliced from 24 exons. Gene Ontology annotation, biological process: phosphatidylinositol dephosphorylation; signal transduction.
AAAUAAAAAAGCAGAGUGGGAGGAUACGGGAAAGAUUGCAACGGAAUUGCAAAGAGAGAAAAAAAAGAGGCAUUGCAAAACAAAGCGGGCGGAACAAACAAAGCAAAAUAACGGAGCAAAAAUAAAUAACUUUAAAGGAAUAACUGGGUGGGGGGAAGGCGAUUGAGAAACUAGGGAGUCGCGGAAAAGUACAGACGACAGAGGCGAAGGAGAAAAGGGAGGAACCGAACCCAGCCGGGGAGAGAGGAACCUUGCACCCUCCCAGGGAGGGCAUUGCAGCAGCAUCGGCAGGAGCCCCGGGGCACGUGCCGUUGCCAGGGAGCCGGCGGUUGCCAGGGAGGAGGAGGAGGAGGAACACUUGCCCCGGUUGCCAUGGACCAGUCGGGUGUGCUGCAGGAGACGCUGGCCCCAGGGCACUGCUGCCUAACAGCGGUACAAGGGAUAAUGCAACAUGGAGAAUCGAUUGAAAGCCGUAUUAUCGGACUUGUGGAGUGCAGUGGCGAGUAUGCGAUUUUCAUGUACACUCAUAGAAGAAUGGCAAUUAUCCCAGAAGACGUUUCAUUGCAAGAAAUAGUGCCUGUGUCAGAAGAUUUAAUCAUUGAAGAAGUGUUUCAGGAAUCACAUGUCAUAGGUUCUGAUACUACAGUCAAAAUAAUAUCAAGAGAUGUUGAUCUAGAACUUCAGCUUCCCUUUGGAUCACAGGCCAAGAUCUUCCUACAGGAAGCCAAUAAAGUAUGUGAAGAGUUACUCAAACAAGCUGUAUCUGGAGGAUUCCCACCUCAAUUUUUAUGGCUAUCGAAGUAUAAACAAAAGAAAGGUUUCCAGUUGCACAGAUCCCUGCGGAUGGAACAUGCAAAUUGUCCUUCAUCCUCGACUAGCCAGAAAGGCGAUUCUGAUCUGCUAGCAAUUAAACAUGGCGGUAAAGAGAAGGACAGUUGCAUGUAUGAAGAUGGCUGUGACCCAACUGCAGGAAAAUAUUCCUCUGACCUAGAAACAUGCUCUGAUGCCUCCACUAGUUGCUCUACACAUCCUCCUGCAACAAAGCCUGAGAAAAUGAAACCUGACAUAACUGAUGACAAGGUCCGCAAAGCUGACAUCUUGCCAACAAGCAAAGCCCAAAUCCUCACGAUGCCACAGUUUGGCCUGCGGGAUAAUCUGAUCAAAUCAGAGUUGCUGAAGCAAGAAGAAAAAUACACUUACAUCAGAAACUAUAGGAUUUUUGCAGGGACAUACAAUGUGAAUGGCAAGUCUCCUAAGGAGGAUCUGAGGCCUUGGCUGAGCUCUGAUUCUGAACCACCUGAUAUCUACUGUGUUGGUUUUCAGGAAAUUGACCUGAGUAAAGAAACAUUCCUUUUUAAUGAGACACCAAGGGAGGAGGAGUGGUUCAUAGCUGUUUCUGAAAGUCUUCAUCCAUCAGCUGCAUACGCAAAGAUCAAGCUUGUCCGGUUGGUUGGAAUGAUGCUCAUGUUGUUUGUGAAGAAAGAACAUGCUGCCUAUGUAACUGAAGUAGAAGUGGAAACAGUGGGAACAGGCAUCAUGGGAAGAAUGGGUAACAAAGGCGGAGUAAGCGUAAGGUUUCAAUUUCAUAACACCACCUUGUGUGUCGUUAACUCGCACCUUGCAGCUCAUACUGAAGAAUGUGAUAGGCGAAAUCAAGAUUACAAAGACAUCUGUAGCAGAAUGCGUUUUAUUCAAUCCACUCUGCCACUAACCUCUCUCACAAUCAUGAAACAUGACAUGAUAAUUUGGCUUGGAGAUCUGAACUACAGAAUAUGUCAUCCAGACGUAGAAGUAAUUAAAAAGCUAAUAGCAUUGAAGGAUUAUCAGAAACUCUUCAAAUAUGAUCAGCUAUCAAAACAUAUGGAGGAGUCGGGUGUAUUUCAAGGAUUCAUGGAAGGACCUAUCAACUUUCAACCAACCUACAAAUACGAUAUUGGCUCUGAUAAUUGGGACACAAGUGAGAAAUGUCGAGUUCCCGCAUGGUGUGAUCGAAUCCUUUGGAAAGGAAGCAACAUCAAGCAAUUGGAAUAUCGCAGUCACAUGGCUUUGAAAAUCAGUGACCAUAAACCAGUUAGCGCAAUCUUUUUAGCUGGGAUAAAGGUGGUCAAUGAAGAAUUAUUCAAAAAGACAUAUGAAAAUAUUGUUCGUCAUUUAGACAGGAUGGAGAAUGAUUCUAUUCCUUCAGUAUCCUUGUCCAAAACAGAGUUUCAUUUUGAGAAUGUGAAGUUCAUGCAGCUUCAGGUUCAAACACUCACAAUUGCAAACACUGGACUAGUUCCCUGUCAGUUUGAAUUCAUCACCAAGCUGGAUGAGCCUUCGUACUGCAAACCAUGGUUCAGUGCUACACCGAAUAAGGGGAUUUUGAGUGAGGGGGAAAGAGUAGAAAUUGAAUUAGAAGUGUAUGUGAAUAAAUUUACUGCACUCUCAUUAAAUAUGGGAACCGACCGCAUUGACGAUAUUUUAAUUUUGCAUCUGCAACGAGGAAAGGACUACUUCGUGGCCAUUUGUGGGAAUUACCUCCCAAGUUGCUUUGGAUCCUCGUUACAAGCACUUUGUUACAUGAAGGAGCCAAUCCGAGAAGUGAAACCUGAAAGAAUAGAGGAGCUGGAAAGAAUGGUCAAGGAGAAUAGAUCUUUUGAUAUCUUUGCAAAUGAGGAGCCACUUGACAUCCCUAAAGAACUCUGGAUGUUGGUUGACCACUUGCACCGAAAUGCUUCACUCCAGGAUGAUCUGUUCCAACAGCCAGGACUGAAGUCAGAAUUUGAGGAAAUACGAGACUGUUUAGAUACUGGAAUCCCAGACUUCCUCCCUGGCAGUAACCAUUCUGUAACUGAAGCACUGUUGCUCUUUCUGGAUGCCCUUCCAGAACCAGUCAUCCCUUACAAAUUCUACAAGAAAUGUUUGGAGAGUUCGUGCAACUACACUCUCAGCAAACAGGUUGUUGCCAUGCUACCUCAAGUCCAUAAGAAUGUGUUCAAUUACUUAAUGGCUUUCCUCCAAGACCUUCUGAAAAAUGCUGAUCACAAUAACCUUGAUGUGCCUACACUUGCAAGCAUCUUUGGGACACUUUUGCUGAGACCACCUCCCAAUGCCACAAAUCAGGAUAAUGUUAUUGAGAAUAAGAAGGCAGCACAGUUGUUCAUUGCACGUUUGAUAACAUGGAAGGAUUGUUAACUGAAGCAGCCUGACCCAGCCAACAUAGUGUUUAUUUUAUACUUUUCAAUAAAAUUGUACAAUUUCA